AUGGCGCCACAAAACUCUACACUAAUUCACGGCGGAAACGCCGCGGCAACCUCAACCGUCUCCGCCGACGAGGAACUGAGCAGCUACAGCCCGAUUCUUCCCGCCAGGGCAAGCCGCCGACGACAUGCGUCACCGGGAGCCGCGGCAAUAUCAGCGCCACCGCCGCCGCCGCCACCACCCAAAGGGGGGAAAUCGAUUGGCACCAGCAAGCCGGAAGCAGCGCAAACCUCUGCUGCCUCCCGAGGGCUAUGCGGAGUCCGCGAAGGAAUCGAAAAGGGUGCGGUGAAACGUGAAACGAGCAAUCCCAUCACCUACUAUCGCGAUUCUGCUAACGACACGGACGAAGAAGAGGAUGCUGCCACCACGGAUCCAGGAAGUGCCAACCCCGAUGAAGACGAUAUCGAAAUACCCAUCUGGAUUAGGGGCGAGCCACGGUUUGUGGCAGGAAUCAACGAAACAACGACAUGCUGUAAUAUUAUUCAGGCGCUGAUCGAAGAUGAAUUGCAAAAUGGAAGCUACAAAAAUGAUGUCGCAGUGUCGCGUGAUGUCAACGAUUACGUGAUAACGGAACGAUGGCGUGAGGUAGAACAAGUGCUGGCCGGCGACACACGGAUACUUUCGAUCUGGAAUGCAUGGGGCGACGCCAAGAACGAGGUACAAUUUCGUCUAAAAAUCAAUAAAGCUAACCUGGAAAACGCUAAAUCGAGCAAGGAGCAGAAAUCUAAAAAGCAGAAGGAAAAAAUAGGACUCAUAAAUCGCAUGAUGAGAAAAGUGCUCAAACAGGGUGAGGCCAUCCAGAACCACCUUUCGAUGAUAAGCCAAAAGUCCGCCGAAAAGCGCAACCAGGAUAAAUUCCGCAAGUACGUCAGGAAGAACUACGGCAAAUCGGUUAUAAUGGAAAACUUUCUCGAAGAUGCGACCACGUUGUACGACAUUUCCAUCCCGAGCGAAGAGUCCGGUGACAUAUGCAAGUGUAAGGAUAAUGCCCGACGGGGAACAUUCCCGAGCAAUCUAUUUUCCGCGAAAAAAGGGAAAGAAAGCAAACAGCAGAAGCCAAAACUAUACGAAUCCAGCGAUCAGUUGGAGGCUUUGAAAAACGAAGACGAAUUGUUACUGGUGAUCGAGCAUACCUCCGACAGUGACAGUGGAAUUUUCACCAACAAUCAGCUUGGUCGAAAGAACAGCAUGCCGAAGAAACCGAACUUUGGCUCAAUGGUCGAAAUUGACAAGCUAGCAAAGGAACCGACCGAAGAGCUGAUGUUAGACAAAACGCCGAAACGAAAGUUCCGGUCCAAACGCCGUUCAGAUUCACUGAGAAAUCGCAACGCCAACCGCCGUAGGCUCGAAUACGACAGUGAUGACGUCACACCACCAAUCGAUGACUUUGAAAAUGUUAAUCUCGAGUUGCGUAAAGGCACAUUCAAUCGAACUUCCUUUCGAUUCGAUUUAAUACGCCAGGAAAUAUCAACCAAAAUGCAUGAAAUGCAGCAACUACUCGAGCAGGAGGACGAUCUGCUUCGUCGUUUGAAGCUAAAGAGUGCCAAAUUUCAAGCAGAAAACCAAAUCUAUCGUUCGCACAUAGGCCUCGACUUUCACGUAGAGCGCUUGCAAGAGUCCAUCGAUAGUUGCGCCAAAGAAAUUAUUGAGAUCGAACAGGAGCUGUUGAAAACGAAAGCCGAAAUUGAAGAAAAGUCGCCUCUCAUCGACAACCUGAAGUCGUUGUUAGAAGUACAGGAGGCCAAACAGUUCCGGGGAUACUAUUCUUCGUACUCGCCAUCUGGCUCUACCGCCGACAGUUUGAACUCAUCAUCGGCUGACAUGGGAGCGAUGGCCCUCCCGGGCAGUGGCAGCACGGCUGCAUCCUCGAAAACCAGCCUCUCGUCCACGCGGAACCACAGAGAAACCGAGUUCGUCGACAAUAUCUAUGAAUUUUGUGAUAAUAAUCAAAGUUUUGUGGUUUAA
Messenger RNA from Sabethes cyaneus, 1962 nucleotides. RefSeq lists its product as uncharacterized. The coding region runs from base 1 to 1962 and encodes 653 amino acids. The record is from RefSeq and is a predicted model, not a curated record. NCBI's taxonomy places the organism in Eukaryota, Metazoa, Arthropoda, Insecta, Diptera, Culicidae. The transcript is spliced from 6 exons.